GCUUCAGGGUUGCAACCCUAAAGCCCAAACCUGAGGUGUUGCGAAGGCCCAAACUUUUCCCCCGGUUCGAGCACGACAAAGAUGCGGCGCGCCAUUGGAGCUCCCGAGCUUCCUCCGUCGUUAUGCCGCCCUGCGCGAGCCCCGCUCCGGCAGCCCUUCCCACGCGCAUUCGCCACGACAGCAAUGCCGACUCCCUCUACCUCACCAUCUCCCUCGCCCUUCCUGCCCACCCGCAUCGUCGCUCCCAUCGACCGCUCCAGCGAGAUCUUCCAGGCCAACCUUGCUAAGAUGACGUCCAUCUGCGAGCAACACAGGGCGCUGGUCUCGCAGAUCGCCUUUGGCGGAGGCGAGACGGCGCGGAAGCGGCACACGUCGAGGAAGAAGAUGCUCUGCAGAGACCGCAUCGACGCUUUGGUGGACCCUGGGGCGCCGUUCCUGGAGCUGUCGCAGCUGGCUGGGCAUGAUCUGUAUGAGGACAUUGUGCCGUGCGGCGGCAUCGUGACGGGCAUCGGGCCCAUCGGCGGGCGGCUGUCGGUGAUUGUGGCCAACGACGCGACGGUCAAGGGCGGGACGUACUACCCCGUCACGGUCAAGAAACACCUGAGGGCGCAGGAGAUCGCCAUGCAGAACUACCUGCCGUGCGUGUACCUGGUUGACUCGGGAGGGGCCAACCUGCCCAGACAGGCUGACGUCUUUCCUGAUCGGUAUCACUUCGGCCGCAUCUUCUACAACCAAGCCAACAUGUCCGCAAUCGGUCGGUCUGUCACCUGCCAGGCGCACACCCCUCACAACACAACACACCAUUCAUCCCAUCCACCUACAUGACUCUGCUUGCUCUCUCUCUCUCUCUCUCUCUGUGUGUGUGUGUGUGUGUGUGUGUUUCUUUCGCCAGGGAUCCCGCAGAUAGCGGUGGUGAUGGGUUCCUGCACUGCCGGUGGCGCCUAUGUGCCGGCCAUGUCCGACGAGUCCGUCAUCGUCAAGGGCAACGGCACCAUUUUCCUUGGCGGACCGCCACUCGUCAAAGCCGGUACAGAAACACAGAUGCGUCCACACCAAUCAAUACAGAUGCCGGUCCGAUGACAUUCGGUGCGGUGCGGGCUGUGUGUCCGUUUGUUCGUUCAGCGACUGGUGAGGUGGUGACAGCCGAGCAGCUGGGUGGUGCGGACCUCCACUGCCGCCUCUCCGGGGUGGCCGACCACUACGCACUCGACGAACAUCACGCCAUCCACCUCGCUAGACAAAUCGUCAGCCACCUGCCCCCUGUCGGCGGUGCCGCCCCGCCACCGGACCUCGAGCCAUCAGAGGAGCCAUGGGAGGACCCUGACGACCUUAUGGGGCUCGCCCCUACCGACCUGAGGCGGCCCUUCGAUGUGCGGCCGGUGCUGUCGCGGCUGCUGGACGGCUCCCGGCUUGCGGAGUUCAAAGCGAGAUACGGCACGACGCUCGUCACUGGGUUUGGGCACCUGUACGGUGUGCCUGUGGGUGUGCUGGCCAACAAUGGCGUGCUCUUCAGCGAGGCCGCACUCAAGGGGGCCCACUUCAUCGAGCUGUGCGCCAAGAGGCAGAUACCCAUCCUCUUCAUCCAGGCAAGCCACUUGUUGACGGAUGGAUGGCCCAGCCCGAUAAUGGAAUGAAUGUGUGUGUGUGUGUUCUGCGUGUGUGCAGAAUAUCACUGGCUUCAUGGUAGGCCAUGCGGCCGAGAAGGGCGGCAUCGCCAAGAACGGCGCCAAGCUCGUGACGGCCGUCUCAACAGCCAACGUGCCCAAGCUGACAUUGGUGGUGGGGGCGAGCUACGGUGCCGGCAACUACGGGAUGUGCGGCCGUGCAUACGACCCCCGCUUCCUGUUCAUGUGGCCCAACAGCCGCAUCGCCGUCAUGGGCGGCGAGCAGGCCGCCGGUGUCAUGCUCGAGAUCGAAAAGGCCGCCAGGAAGAAGGACAAGGGCGAGUGGAGCUCAGAGGAGGAGCAGAAGAAGAGGGAGGCUCUGCUGGACAAGUACGAGAGCGAGAGCCACCCCUACUACUCGUCUGCAAGGCUGUGGGAUGACGGCGUGGUGAGAAGCACACAGGGUGGACAUAUGAGUGUGGGUCUGUCUCCCUGUCCGUCCGUCUGUGUGUGUGUGGUUCAUUCAGGUGUUGCCGACGGAUUCCCGUCAGGUGUUGGGGUUGGCGCUUCAUGCGGCCAUCAACAACCCAGGGGGACACACAAACUUUGGGGUGUUCAGGAUGUGAUGCACGAAAGCGGGUGUUGAGCGAGAGACCGUACUGUGGGCCAUUUUCUGUCGUGCUAGUAGGGGGGCCGUGCGUGUCAGGUGUAAUUCGAUGUGGGUCGAGGCCUCUCUGUCGGUUCUCCGUCUUUUUGUCUGCUGCGUAUGCCUCCGAUGAGCCGCGUCGAUUGGCAACGGUCAGCUGGGCUUGGCUGACAGUGCCAAUCAUACGCCAUCAUGGGAGGCACGUGCAGCAGAUGACACGAAAGACCUGCAGCACUCGAUAAAUAAAGUGCACACAAGUUAGCUGUCUUCGACACCGACAGACACGUACACCAACACGCAACAGACGUAGAAAAACAGCAGUGGAG
Molecule: messenger RNA, 2576 nt
Organism: Vitrella brassicaformis
Lineage: Eukaryota; Vitrellaceae
Source: the annotation of a GenBank genome assembly